AUGUCAACAGUUUGGUUUUCUUUAAAAAAAUCAUUCCACUGCAAAACGGAUUCUUCAGCAGUCCACGACCCGAAAUCCAAGAACCAUUUAUCCACCAUCUUGACCCGAAAACCAGGCAGAUGCGGUUGUUCAAGAUCCAUUGCAAAUCUCAAAGAUGUCAUCAAUGGCGGAAGCAAGCGGCAUUCUGAAAAUACAGUCAAUUGCAGUCCAAGAUCUAUCGGAAGUAGCGAUUUUCCAAAUCCCAUUACCCAUGAAGUAAUUCUCAAUAGUUCAAAAUGCGAGCUCAAAAUCACCGGAUUUAAUGGAGGCGCCACCGCUGAUGGAUCGACAUUUGUGGGUACUUUAUUGCCCGGCACACCAAGUCCCUGCGCUAACCCCGCAAUGCAUUUCAAGAAAACGCCAUCAAGAAAGAUGAUAGAAAGAGAUGGGAAUGGAAUCGGAAUUGGGAAUUCCGGUCAUUUAGGUGUUUUCGGGAAGAACAGUGCACUUGUACAAAAAACUAGACACUCAUCUGAUAAAGAAUCCGAAGAGUUUUCCGGCGAGGGAGUCACGUGCCAUAAGUGUGGCAAGCAGUUUGGCAAAUUGGAAAAUCUAGAAGCUCAUCAUCUAUCCAAACAUGCUGUUACAGAACUUAUGGAGGGUGAUUCCUCGAGAAAGAUAGUGGAAAUCAUUUGUCGUUCGAGCUGGAUAAAGUCCGACAAUACCUCCGGUAGAAUCGAGAAGAUCUUGAAGGUCCACAACAUGCCAAAAACCCUAGCUCGAUUCGAAGAGUAUCGAGAAUCAGUGAAAACGAAAGCUAGCAAAUUACCCAAAAAACACCCUCGUUGUCUCGCCGACGGGAACGAGUUACUCCGUUUCUACGGCGCCACAAUCGCUUGUUCACUAGGCAUCAAUGGCGCCUCCUCGAGUCUGUGUGUAUCGGAUAAAUGUUGCGUUUGUCGGAUUAUACGAGACGGGUUCUCGACGAAACGGGAAAUCAAGGGCGGGAUCGGCGUUUUCACGACUUCGACUAGCGGCAGAGCUUUUGAAUCGAUUGAAGUGGUUGAAGAAGGGCCGGAUACACGGAAGGCGUUGAUUGUGUGCAGGGUGAUCGCCGGGAGGGUUCACCGGCCGCUAGAGAACAUCCAAGAAAUGGCGGGGCAGUCGGGGUUUGAUUCGUUGGCCGGAAAAUUAGGACUUUAUUCCAACAUCGAGGAGCUUUAUUUGCUUAGUCCCAGAGCUCUUCUCCCUUGUUUUGUGGUGAUUUGCAAACCUUAAUCAAACAAAAUGUUCAAUCCUUUUUUCAU
Molecule: messenger RNA, 1286 nt
Organism: Lactuca saligna
Lineage: Eukaryota; Viridiplantae; Streptophyta; Magnoliopsida; Asterales; Asteraceae
Source: the annotation of a GenBank genome assembly